Girardinichthys multiradiatus is the source of this 1006-nucleotide messenger RNA. RefSeq names its product cofilin 1 (non-muscle), like (gene cfl1l). Lineage: Eukaryota; Metazoa; Chordata; Actinopteri; Cyprinodontiformes; Goodeidae. The transcript is spliced from 4 exons. Gene Ontology annotation, molecular function: actin filament binding. Gene Ontology annotation, biological process: actin filament severing; cell motility; actin filament fragmentation. Gene Ontology annotation, cellular component: actin cytoskeleton; actin cortical patch; cytoplasm. The record is from RefSeq and is a predicted model, not a curated record. Bases 152 to 637 code for a protein of 161 amino acids.
GUGGGGUCCGCUGUUGGAGGUGUGCUCAUUUACUGCAGCUCCUCCUCAAUGAGUCAACCUGCUGCUCUUCCGUCUUAUAACCCCCUCAGCAUUCUGACUGCAUCUGCCAUUUUUUCUCUGCUGUCUCUUUCCUUCACACAUCACAACCAAAAUGGCAUCCGGAGUGCAGGUUGACGACCAAGUGAAGGACAUUAUCAACAACAUGAAAGUGGUGAAGAGCGAUGCUGAUGCAAACGAGCGCAUCAGACUUGUGAUCUUGGAAAUCAAAGAUGGUUAUAUUAAAGUGGAGAACAUCUACAGGGAAAAAGAUUUGAGCGUGGAGGACGACAUCUUCAAGUUCUUCCUGAGUCUGCUGAACAAAGAGAAGUGUCGUUACCUACUGUACGACUGCCACUUUGAGACUAAGGAGUCAAGCAGGAAAGAGGAGCUGGUCUUUGUGAUGUGGGCUCCUGAAACUGCACCCAUUAAGUCCAAAAUGCAGUAUGCUAGCUCAAAAGAUUCUAUUAAGAAGGUCUUGACAGGAAUCAAACAUGAACUACAGAUGAACGACCUCUCAGAUUAUGGAACCAGGGACCAAUUUGCAGAAAAAAUCUGCAAGAACGUUAUCAAAGUUGAAGGCCAUCCUGUUGGGCACUAAAUCUAAGCUUCAAGGAUUCCUCCUGUUUCUGAAAAUCCAUAUAAAUCUGAUCAUGACUGUUUCUAAUUUCCAAUUGAUUCAGUUUGUUUAAACUGGUCUUUAAACAAAAAACACUGAGCUCUGAGUCCAUUUUGUCAUAUCAAAAGUUUUGUACAUAUGGUUCAAAUUCUUGCAUGUUCCUACAGUUAAUAAGGUAUAUCUAAUAUGCUGUAAAAUCCCUUAAGGUUUACAAGCUCAGAGUGGCUAGACUUAAUGUUUGACUAUUACACAGUGGCCACUUGGAAGUACUGUACAUCUGUAUCUAAAAGAACUGAAAGUUCAAAGGAAAUCGGUAAAUGCAUUGUCAAAUAAAGUAAAUGAGAACUUAAA